UCCUGGGAUUCCUUGAUCCUUCCCUUGCUACACCUCUCAAGUAUCUGUUGAUAUCUGUCGCAAGAACAUAUUGAAACAAUGAUUGCGGGAUACUUUUCUCUUAGUCUACUUGCUACGACCGUGGGCGCUGCAAGUAUAUCUGAACUCGUGGGCACUUGGUCAACAAAGUCCCGCAAGGUUGUUACAGGUCCGGACUUUUAUGAUCCGAUAAAUGAUAAAUUCCUUGAACCGGAUCUCACUGGUAUCUCCUACUCUUUCACGGAGGAUGGCCACUAUGAAGAGGCGUACUACCGCGCCGUUGCCAACCGUCAGUAUUCCACCGCGUCUCGGGUGCUUCUACUGUCUAACACAUCUGGGUCAUCAAUAGCCGUGGAUCCUUCGUGUCCUAAAGGUAUUAUGCAAUGGCAGCAUGGAAAGUUUGUCUUGAACAGCGACGGAUCCCUUGAAUUGACUCCUAUUGCCUCGGAUGGCCGUCAGCUACUUUCAGAUCCUUGUAGCUCUAGUGUCGCAACAUACACUAGAUACAAUCAGACAGAGACCUUCAAUUCUUUCCAGGUUUCCAAAGAUCCUUACCAUGGCAUUCAACGGCUGGACCUCAAGAGUUUUGAUGAUUCACCAAUGCAUCCAAUGUACCUUGUGUAUCAGCCGCCGCAGAUGCUGCCAACAACCACCUUGAAUCCGGUGUCUGAGACGGGAAAGAGUAAACGUCAUGUUCCCCGCGAUACCGACCGCUCGCCUGGAGUGAGGAACUUGAUUACAAAGGAGGAGCUUACCAACUGACCGGUGGCUGUGGGCUGGUGUGUUUGCGACUGCUCUGGGUGGCAUUACCUUAUUUUACUCUUGAUUGAGCGAGAAGCUUGGAAGGGCCGAUGCCUUAAUCAACUCGACUUCCCAGCGGCUAUGGAGUUCGGUAAACAUGUCAAAUGGAGGUGCUUGGGACGGUAUUCUAAGGGUUGGGAUCACUGGAGUUUUUGCAUACAAUUUGGCGCUGGAGGAAUUUCAAUUUGGUGUUUGAUCAUCUAAUCUUAUCGGUAUAGAGGCCAGGGUUGCCCGUCCUGGUGAAUGUAUGGGUUUACGCAGUUCAUAUACAUAUAAUGUUUCGUGAUAUAUAACAGGCUCGAAGCUCAGGGCUGACUUCUUCGCAUGUUUUUGUGAAAAGGAGCCUGACCGUGGCUCAAUGCGACUAUUGGAGUGAAGUAGGUUUACAGUUAUACAGUAGCUAAUAUACACACCACUCGGUU
Messenger RNA from Aspergillus nomiae NRRL 13137, 1241 nucleotides. RefSeq names its product protein rot1. The annotation marks the transcript as partial. Gene Ontology annotation, cellular component: endoplasmic reticulum membrane; endoplasmic reticulum. The transcript has 3 exons. Gene Ontology annotation, biological process: 'de novo' protein folding. NCBI's taxonomy places the organism in Eukaryota, Fungi, Ascomycota, Eurotiomycetes, Eurotiales, Aspergillaceae. The record is from RefSeq and is a predicted model, not a curated record.